Aureobasidium musti is the source of this 1755-nucleotide messenger RNA. The record is from the annotation of a GenBank genome assembly. Lineage: Eukaryota; Fungi; Ascomycota; Dothideomycetes; Dothideales; Saccotheciaceae.
AUGGCUCCUGCAACUUCUCUUCGUCACACAGAUCCGAUCUUUCACUUUAGAGCUCCCAAAGGUUGGCUUAAUGAUCCUUGCGCUCCAGGCUUCGAUGUGUCUACAGGCACUUAUCAUCUCUUCUAUCAAUGUCAGUUCUAUACACACGUACUUGUUGACUUCGUCACUGAUGAAACUUGCANNGGGAAUCCUGACUCAUGCGAUUGGGGUAACAUCACAUGGGGGCACUUGACAAGCUCCGAUGGACUUCGCUGGAGACAGCCCAACCCUGAGCCAGUAUUCAAACCAGAUCAACCUUACGACAAAGAGGGUAUCUUUACGGGUUGUUUUUGGCCCACUGGACCACAAGGCCAGGACGAGUCGCUCACAGUGCUCUACACCUCAGCUUGCCACCUGCCUAUCAAUUGGACUAUUGAGAAUCAACGCAAUUCGGCUGGCCUUGCUUAUGCAGCCUCCGAAGAUGGAGGUCAAACAUGGCGCAAGGGCGACGGAAAUCCAAUUCUGCUCGGCGAGCCUGAGGGGGUCACGGUCACAGGUUUCCGAGAUCCCUAUCUAGCUCGGUGGGACAGUCUCAACAAAAUCAGGAAUACCCAAAGCCUUUAUGGAGUCAUCUCGGGCGGUAUCAAGAACUUUGGCGGAGCUGUAUUCUUGUAUGAGGUCAGCCCGACCAACCUUCUCAAAUGGAAUUAUCUUGGACCCAUCUUGCAACUCCCCUCGAGAUUUGACCCAUCUGAUCAAUGGGAUCUUGGUGUCAAUUGGGAGUGCGCAGCCUUCAUGACCCUGUCAAAUGAUGUUGCAUCACGCGAUUUCUUCAUUCUUGGAUGUGAAGGUGCCAAAAGCNCUGGACACAAGGACAAUGACAACUUUGUUGGCUAUUGCUUGUGGAUGUCCGGGACUCUUGCGGGAUCAGACAAUCCCAAGAUGAAUUACGACUUUGGAGGCCUGCUGGACCACGGUUGCUUCUAUGCACCAAGCCAGUAUCGACAUCCUGUCUCUGGAGCGAGAAUUCUGUGGGGAUGGAUCAAAGAAGAGGACGUCACCCUAGCGCAUUGCGAGGAGAAAGGUUGGCGUGGUAUGCUUUCUCUGCCACGAGAGAUCUCUCUGUUGUCGAUAUCCAACGUCGUCGGCACUCUCAAAAACNCACUGAAUCAUAUCGAAGAGAUCAGUACGACCUCUGGUGAUCAUGCCGACACACAGUCAGUGCACACGAUGGGCAUUCGACCAUAUCGUGAUUUGCAUCUUCUCCGCAAGAGCAGCGGUCAGUCUUGGUCUUCAGUAAAUUGCGAGGCAAGCCCACACUUACUGUUCCACGGAUUGCAUUGGGAGCUUGAAGCUGUCGUGACACUAUCGUCGACAUCUGGAGCCAAGGUUGGCUUCCAUAUCCAGCACAACACGCCUGACUCUCAGAGAACCACGAUCUACUUCGACGCAGCCCGCGAGGCAAUCGUCGUAGAUCGGUCAACCAGCAACCACGAUCCAAAGGUCAUCAAAGACAUCUUGAAGGGUAGGUUUACUUUGUUCAAGCUUCGCAAGAAUGGCCAGGAAUCAAUGGAGCAACUCAACUUUAGGAUAUUCUGCGAUGGAAAUGUGGUCGAAGUCUUUGCCAACGACCGUUUUGCAAUGAGUUUCAUGCUGUAUGCAGACGAUGGGGACUGUACUGGUGUUAGCUGUUUCGUUGACAGCACAGAGCCCUCUGCGGCGACCUUCGAGCGAAUCAGCAUGUGGGAGUUAUCUAAGAUCUUGAUAGAUCAGUAG